AUGCCCCGACUAUCGACCCGCACGAUCCUCGAAGCGUACCAGCAAGACGCCCUCCUCCCGCUGCUCCUCCGCGAAUGCCGGACUAUUGACUCCGCCCGCAGCGAACUCCGCUGGCUCCGCCAACACGCGAUCGACCUCACCCAACUCCGCAAAGAACAGCGCUAUCAACACCUACAGCACUUACAACAAGCACGCAAAUCUGGUCAAGAACAUGCACCAACAACCAAACAACCCCACCGCAAACCCACGCAUCACCAGCCCCCCGAAAAUGCGCCCCCAAAGGGCUGGCGCCGCACGCUGCGCACCCUCUGCCACGCCCGCGCCCGCGGCACCCCGCUGCAAUACUUACUAGGUGACCAACCCUUCGGCGACCUGACCAUCCUCUGCCAGAAGGGGGUGCUCAUCCCGCGCAACGACACCGAGACCUUCACCUACGCCGCGGCGGAGCAGAUCCGCCAACACUUUCCCCCGCCAAAACCCAGACCCGAACCCGCCUUCCCAUCCCCACCCACCAGAACCCUAAAAGUCCUCGACCUCUGCACCGGAACAGGCUGCAUCACCCUCCUCCUCCACGCCCUCCUGUCCCCAAGCUACCCCUCCCUCAAAAUCGUGGGGAUCGACAUCCACCCACCCGCCCUCCGCCUCGCGCGCACAAACCUACACCACAACGUCACGCUCGGCGACUUAUCGACCCGCGCAACCGAGGAAGUGGAAUUCCGGCGCGCGGACGUCCUCGCCUCACCCGCAGCCGCCGCUGCAACCCCCAAUUCCCACUCAGUGGGGCAGCUCCCCGCGCUGGAGGAGUUGCUGCCUCGCAUCCCGGAAUUCCGUACCCAUCACCCCCAGGACACGGCGAGUCAUGUGCUGGCGCGAGAAGAUGAGGGGGCGAGCGAAGGGGACGGGAAAGGGGAAGUGCAAGUCGACGUGAUCAUCUCCAAUCCCCCGUAUAUCUCCCGAAAAGCGUUCUUGGAUGGCACGACGGCGCGGAGUGUGCGGUUUCAUGAGCCGGUUCUGGCGUUGGUGCCGCCUUCUUCCGCUUCUUCGGGGAUGAAGUCGGUGGAGGGUGUAGGCCAGACGCAGGCGGAGGAUGUGUUCUACGCGCGGAUUCUCGGGUUGGUGGGCGGGGUUGGGGCGAGGAUGGUGGUGUUCGAGUGUGGGGAUCAUGAGCAGGGGGGCCGGGUGGUGGAGUUGUGUCGACGGGCUGUGGAACUCCAGAAGCUGGGGGGGAGCUGGGAGGUGGGGAUUUGGGAGGAUGAGACUGUUGUUGAGGCUGGAGGUGAUGGGGAGAAGGAGGGGGCGUGUAUGGUUGUUAUGAAGCAGGUGCAGGGGUGA
This is a messenger RNA of Aspergillus japonicus CBS 114.51, 1332 nucleotides long. RefSeq names its product S-adenosyl-L-methionine-dependent methyltransferase. The record is from RefSeq and is a predicted model, not a curated record. The transcript has a single exon. The coding region runs from base 1 to 1332 and encodes 443 amino acids. Gene Ontology annotation, cellular component: mitochondrion. NCBI's taxonomy places the organism in Eukaryota, Fungi, Ascomycota, Eurotiomycetes, Eurotiales, Aspergillaceae. Gene Ontology annotation, molecular function: nucleic acid binding; methyltransferase activity. Gene Ontology annotation, biological process: methylation.